This is a messenger RNA of Euleptes europaea (tarantolino), 4384 nucleotides long. It is a transcript of the gene NPHP4, whose product is annotated as nephrocystin 4. The record is from RefSeq and is a predicted model, not a curated record. The transcript has 29 exons. Gene Ontology annotation, biological process: protein localization to ciliary transition zone; negative regulation of canonical Wnt signaling pathway. Bases 24 to 4322 code for a protein of 1432 amino acids. Lineage: Eukaryota; Metazoa; Chordata; Lepidosauria; Squamata; Sphaerodactylidae. Gene Ontology annotation, cellular component: ciliary transition zone; non-motile cilium; ciliary basal body.
CGGCAACAGGUCAGGCAGGCAAAAUGGGGGAGUGGCAGAGGAUCUUUGUGCAGAACCUGACGGUCCCUCCCCACAACCAGAGGCGUUGCCACCCACCACCCCGGGAUUCAAAGGCGUUCCAGUGUAUCCUGAAGCAAGUAGAGGGAAAUAUAAUGAAACAGAGAGCGCCGGAUAAUACGUCGGACGUCGAAUUCCAGCUGCGGCUUUCCCUCUUCGACGUCGCUUACCACCAUUUUUUCGGAAAGACCUGGAGGAGCGCGACGAGGCCCCUUAAAGUGGUACCAGGCCAGCCUCCCACGGUGGUCUUCAACGAGACGGUCUAUUUUCAUACCUCUUUGGAUCAUCCCAGCAUCAUCCUUGUCGUAGAAGUUGUGGCUUCGGUCAGGAGACAGGACGGGACCCACCAGGAUCUGUCGUGCGGCUUUGGAAUCCUGCGUUUGUUUGACAGCAAGUCCGAGCCAACAAAUCUGGACCUGAGGGACAAAGGGCUCAGUUUGUAUCACGGGACUCCUCGAGCCCUACUGCAUCCGCUGCUCCAGGAGCCGGUUGAGAAGAAUGCACAUCUGACCAUGGUGGACGGCAGCCGCCUUCAGUGUGCCUUGCAACCACACCCGCUCCUGGAAACGGUCGAUCACCUCCUUCCAGAGAACACCCUCGUGUCCAGCCUGCAGAGAAUCCCCGGUGUGUUGGCAGCUCAGGAAGAAGACGUCUUCCAGAAACCACGGCUCAUGAAGACAGUCACGUGGUACUUGGAGAAGCUAUCCAUCCACCUGUACCCUUCAUUAGAGAAAUUUGAGGAGGAACUGUUGGAUCUGCUCAUGAGUGAUCAGAGUAACUCGGCGCUGCACGGGACCACCCUCACUGUGCAGGAGCGACGGCUGCACAUCGGGGCGCACAACGGCUUUUGCUUCGUGCAGCCCCCGCAGGUUGUGGUGGUGGUGCCAGAGACCGAGGUGGCCCGGGGACAUUUCGGAAGCUUGCACAGGAAACCAGGGGCCAGUAACAAACUCAGUUCAGAGGGACAAGCUCUCGUCUUGAGAAGUCGCAUCCAUUUGACGGAGAUGGUCCGUCACCCAGCAUUCGGAGUCGUCUUCCAGCUGGAGUACAUCUUCUCUGCGGCGAGCGGAGUGGAAGGGAAGACCUCAGCUACUUCUCUGACAAUGCCGGCUUACAUGCAUUCCAUUCGCUGGGCGGUUUGGAACCCCUCGCCGGACGUGAGCUCCUCCGACGUGAUCCUCCCUCUGCAAGGAGGAGCCCGGCAUAACCCCAGCCACGUGUUGGUUUACAAGACGCCACCAGCUUCCAUGAGCUCUGAAGAGGUGAAGCAAGUUGAGUCUGGAACGAUCCAGUUCCACUUUUCUACUGGCUCUGAUGAAGGACUCAGGACUGCUACAAAACCCUUGAGCAACAUAAAGGCAGAGCUGCCUCUCUCCAAGAAUCCUCCUACGUCGUCCCCCAGGUCUCCGCCUUCUCCUCGGCUGUUAGCAUCCGCUCAAGAUUAUUCCCAAGGGCCUGGGCUGUCCAUCUCCCAGCUCUCGGUGUCUCCAGAGAACCGGGCCUCCAAACCUCCGCUGCCGCCCUCUAACAGAUCUGUGCUGUCCUGUUCCUCGGAGGUUCAGGAACGAGCACACGAGGACAGCCCACAGGGAGGCAUCAGCCAUUUGGAGUACGACCUCAGCUAUAGUGCACCGGUUCAGGAAUCCUCGUCCAAUGACCAGCUCCAGGAGUUGCCAUUCACACCAAUCCACAUGCCCAUUAUGGCUCUUGGGGCACACUCAGGAAGCUCUAGCACCGCCCUCACACGGGCUUCUCUUGCCCGCCUGCGGGCAUCGGGAUGUCCUGAGAUCCUGGAUUGCAACAAGGAGCCUGCCCAAGUCGUGGAUCCUGCAGAGCCCGUGAACGUCGACCCGCAGCGAGAAGAAGCGGACCUCUUGCAGAGCAACGAAAUCGUCUUUCAGUUUCUCGCUUUCACCAGGGCCACUCAGGACGGCACCACUUCAGCGAUGUGGUCAAAAACCAUCUAUUUCACCUUCCAGUUUUACCGCUUCCCUCCAGUCACAACACCACGGCUGCAGCUGGUCAAGGCAGAUGGCUUUGGGACUGUUCCUUCAGGCGCUUCGUCUCACAUCUUGGUGCAAAUGAACCAAGAUGGGACCCCGAACCUUGGUUCCCCAGGUUUGAAGGUGAAAUACAUGGUGGACCCUAGUUCUCUCAAGCCAGGAGAGCAACGGUGGUUUAUUCGUUACGUUGCGGAGCAUUCCCUGCAGAUAGAUGCCUGGGAUGGAGAUUCCUUGCUUCUUGUUGGAUCGGCCGCCGUGAAGCUGAAGCACUUGCUCCGCCAGGGCCGGACGGCGGUUCAAGUCCACCAUGACCUGGAGGUCGUCACUAUGGAAUACAAGCAGGAUGCGCCAGUGAUGAGCGGGGAGCUUCUCAGGCCUGGGUGUGUGAAGCCUAUCGGAAUCCACGCUGUCAUGAAAGGCAGGCUCCAUCUGAGCCUGGCUAACGUCGGCCACCUGUCUGAGCAGAGGCUGAGGAAAUCGAGCUCCUUGCCGCCUUCCCGUUCCCGGAUCGUGGCCUCGCAUGACGGAACUAGCGGCUUUCGAGGGGGCAGCUUGCUCUCUAUCAACGCUCACAGCUCUGGAAACGUGUGCCAGGCGCAGAAGCUGGCCGACGUGGACAGCGAACUGGCAGCCAUGCUGUUCUCCCGCUUGCGCGAAGUCAGCACGGCCUUCCAGCACACCCACCGCGAGGCCAGCAUUACCCGGAGGAGGAAGCUGGAGAGGAUGCUCUCCGUGCGGAGGCGGGAAUCUCAAGAAGGAGACGGCCAGAAGAGAGCCAGCUUCAUCAUGGGGCGACACGAGGACCGAAUUCAGCAUUCGCGGGACCUCCAGAUCAUCGAGGCCUACCGGGAGCGCAUCAAAGCCGAGAGCAUUGCCGGCAUGCUGAGCCAGGCUAUCACCACCCAUCACACCCUAUACGCCAUGUUUGGUACCACGGAGUUUUUUGAGUUUGCCCUGAAAAACCCAUACAGUGUCCAGCACACGGUCACCAUUGAGAUUGACAACCCGGAACUCAGUGUCAUUGUGGAUUCCAGAGAAUGGAAGCAUUUUAAGGAACUGACCAAAACCAUCACCCCGCUGGAGGAGGACAUGUUUCAUCUGCAUGAGAACCUGACACCUCAGGUCUACCUGCGCCCCAAGGAGACAGUGCACAUCCCCUUUAAAUACCAAGCCUUCACUACGGAGCACGGAGCCAUGAAGCAGCAAGGUCCCACCGAGCUGACAUUCAGCGACUGCAAGAAGGAAACUGCAGCCCCCUGGAAGUCCGGCGGCAUGCAGACAAAACACAUCAAGGUCUCCUUCACAGCCCACGGCAGCAGCAAGCCCAUUGCCGUCCUCAGUGUUGACGUGGAAUUCCAGCCCCAUGUGAUAGACCAGACCUUCCGCUUCUACCACCCAGAGCUCACCUUCCUGAAAAAGUCCAUCCGCCUGCCUCCCUGGCAUACAUUUCCAGGAGCCCCCGCUGGAGUGCCAGGCGGAGAACCAGAGAUGUACGUGCGCUGCAGCGAUCCCAACGUCAUCUGCGAAACCAAGAAAAUGGGGCCAGGCGAACCACAGGACAUUUUCCUAAAAGUCGCUGGAGGACCGAGCCCACAGAUCAAGAGAUUCUUUGUGGCGAUCUACACGGAUCCCUGGCUGGCCGUCCCAACUCAGAUCUGGCAGUUCUACCUCCACUCGCUGCAGCGGGUCGAUGUUGGCUGCAUGACGGGGCAGCUGACCCGCCUCUCGCUGGUGCUCAGAGGGACUCAAGCCAUUCGGAAGGUGAAAGCGUAUUCCUCGCAGCCACAGGAGUUGAAGGUAGACCCAGAAGGCGUCUUCAUCCUCCCUGCCAAUGGGGUGCAGGAUCUGCACGUUGGCAUCAGGCCUCAGAGACCCGGCAGCCAGUUUAUCUACCUCAACCUGGUGGAUGUUGAGUACCACCAACUCGUCUCGUCCUGGCUGGUGUGCGUCUCUUGCCGACAGCCCCUCAUCUCCAAGGCUUUUGAAAUCGUGCUCCCCCCUGGUGGAGGCAAAGGUUCGAACAAGAGGAUCACGUAUACCAACCCCUACCCGACCCGGAGGAUGUAUUUUCUGCACACCAACCGGCCAGACCUCUUGCAGUUCAAAGAAGAUUCCUUUGAGAUUGGCAGAGGGGAGACCUACACCAUCGGCCUGCGGUUCGCCCCCAGCCGGAGUGCCGGUGAGGAGGAAAUUCUGAUUUAUAUCAACGACCGUGAAGACAAGAACGAAGAGACCUUCUGCGUGAAGGUCACCUAUCAGUAACAGGGAGGGUAUGCAGACAGGCUUGGCUUGGCUGCUCUUCUGCUCUCCAGUGAUCCAUCAAA